AUGGAAGCUGGCGAAGGCGUCAGCAGCGCCACUCCCACGGAGGAGAUGAAUGGGACAGGAAACUUGAUGGACUUCCUGGAUGAGCCCUUCCCGGAUGUGGGCACCUAUGAGGACUUCCACACCAUCGACUGGCUGAGGGAGAAAUCCAGAGACACCGACCGCCACAGGAAGAUCACCAGUAAGAGUAAGGAGUCCUUCUGGGAGCUGAUUAAGAGUCUGCUUGACGCCUGGUCCGGAUGGGUGGUGAUGCUGCUGAUAGGACUGCUGUCAGGCACACUGGCCGGCGUGAUCGACCUGGCCGUGGACUGGAUGACGGACCUGAAGGAAGGCGUGUGUCUGACGGCCUUCUGGUACAGCCACGAGCAAUGCUGCUGGACCUCCAAUGAGACCACCUUCGACGACCGAGACAAGUGUCCUCAGUGGCAGAAGUGGGCUGAGCUGAUGACCGGCCACGCUGAGGGAGCCGGAGCCUACGUGUUGAACUACUUCCUGUACGUCCUGUGGGCGCUGCUCUUCUCCUUCCUGGCGGUGUCCCUGGUGCGGGUGUUUGCUCCAUAUGCCUGUGGUUCGGGUAUUCCUGAGAUUAAGACGAUCCUGAGCGGUUUCAUCAUCCGGGGGUAUCUGGGUAAAUGGACCCUGCUGAUCAAGACGGUGACUCUGGUCCUGGCUGUGUCCUCGGGUCUCAGUCUGGGGAAGGAAGGACCACUGGUCCACGUGGCGUGCUGCUGCGGGAAUCUCUUCUGUACCCUCUUCUCCAAGUACAGCAAGAACGAGGGCAAAAGACGAGAGGUAUUAUCUGCAGCGGCGGCGGCAGGAGUAUCUGUCGCAUUUGGAGCGCCAAUAGGAGGAGUCCUGUUCAGUCUGGAGGAGGUUAGUUACUACUUCCCUCUGAAGACGUUGUGGCGGUCCUUCUUUGCCGCCCUGGUGGCUGCCUUCACACUGCGCUCCAUCAACCCGUUUGGGAACAGCCGCCUGGUGCUGUUCUACGUGGAGUACCACACGCCGUGGUACAUGGCCGAGUUGGUCCCCUUCAUCCUGCUGGGUGUCUUCGGCGGGCUCUGGGGAACCCUGUUCAUCCGCGCCAACAUCGCCUGGUGCCGGCGCAGGAAGACCACCCAGCUGGGGAAGUAUCCUGUCCUGGAGGUGAUCGCCGUGACCGGCAUCACCGCCGUCUUGGCAUUCCCAAACCCGUACACGCGCCGCAGCACCAGCGAGCUCAUCUCGGAGCUCUUCAACGACUGUGGUGCAUUGGAGUCGUCCCAGCUGUGCGACUACAUCAACAACCCCAACAUGAGCCGGCCCGUGGACGAUAUACCGGACCGGCCGGCGGGACCGGGUGUCUACAACGCCUUGUGGCAGCUGGCCCUGGCACUAAUUUUCAAGAUAGUCAUCACCAUCUUCACCUUCGGCAUGAAGAUCCCUUCAGGUCUGUUCAUUCCCAGCAUGGCGGUGGGAGCCAUCGCUGGGCGUAUUGUCGGUAUUGCCGUGGAGCAGAUGGCAUACCACCACCAUGACUGGAUCAUCUUCAAGAACUGGUGCCGCCCCGGCGCCGACUGCGUCACGCCGGGACUGUACGCCAUGGUGGGCGCUGCUGCCUGUCUUGGUGGGGUGACAAGAAUGACCGUGUCCCUGGUGGUGAUCAUGUUCGAGCUCACGGGCGGUCUGGAGUACAUUGUACCCCUGAUGGCUGCUGCCGUCACCAGCAAGUGGGUGGCAGACGCCUUUGGCAAGGAGGGCAUCUACGAGUCGCACAUCCAGCUCAACGGCUACCCUUACCUGGACGUGCGGGACGAGUUCACCCAUCGCACCCUGGCCACGGAUGUGAUGCGGCCCAGACGGAGCGAGCCGCCGCUGGCCCUGCUAACCCAAGACACUACCACCGUGGAGGAUGUGGAGACACUCAUCAAGGAGACUGACUACAAUGGCUUCCCUGUGGUCGUAUCCCGGGAGUCCGAGAGGCUUAUCGGCUUCGUCCAGCGCCGGGACCUCACCCUGGCCAUCAAGAACGCCCGUCAGAAGCAGGACGGCGUGGUCAGCAGCUCGGUGGUCUAUUUCACCGAGGACGUCCCCCAGCUUCCAGCCAGCAACCCCCAGCCACUGAAGCUGUGGCGGAUCCUGAACCUCAGCCCCUUCACCGUCACCGACCACACGCCCAUGGAGACGGUGGUGGACAUCUUCAGGAAGCUGGGCCUCCGUCAGUGUCUGGUCACCAGGAGCGGGCGUCUCUUGGGUAUCAUCACCAAGAAGGAUGUACUUCGACACAUGGCCCAAAUGAUGAACCAGGACCCAGAGUCCAUCAUGUUUAACUAGCCACCAGAACUGGAUCAGUCCGGGCUCAAGAGACUGUGUAAAUAGGUGCAAUGCUACUGUACGCCAGCCUGUGAAACCCCCUUCUCCAGACAGGCAAGUCCACUGACCCCCAUAGUGUCUACAGCGAUGCUGCAUCCAAGUUUAAUGCUUUUCAGUGGAAAAUGCACGGGAGCGUUAAAGGACCACACCGGUGUUUUUACGUGUUGUAGCCCAUUUACUACAAAUCAUGUGUAUUUUAUUUUACUCCCGACCAUCUUCCAAAGCAUUCCAUGGUGUUUUAAGACUUUUUUUUAAUACGUUUUUCACACUUUCCUGGUUAUCGUCGUGGGACAAUGCAGUAGAAAACCCCACAAAAUUCUCAAAUAAACCUGCUCUUUCAGCUGUAUCAUACCGCAACGAUAAUAUAACUUUGAACAAAAAUAAAGGCGACUACGUGUUCACUGUGGGGCGGAACGGUGGUGCAGUGGUUAGCGCGGUCGCCUCCCAGCAAGAAGGUCCAAGAAGGGUUUGCAUUUUCUCCCCGUGUCUGCAUGGGUUUCCUCUGGGGGCUCCGGUUUCCUACCACAGUCCAAAGACAUGUAGGUGUAGGUCAGGUGAAUCGGCUGUACUAAAUUGUCCCUAUAGGUGUGUGUGCGUGUGCGUGUGCGUGUGUGUGCGUGCGUGCGUGUGUGUGUGCAUGCGCGCGCGUGUCCACCCGCCCGCCCCCUGUGAUGGUCUGGCAGCCUGUCCAGGGUGUCUCCCCUCCUGCUGCCCAAUUACUGCUGGGAUAGGCUCCAGCCACCCCGGUUGGAAUAAGCAGUUUGGAUAAUGGAAGGAUGGAUGGAUGGGUGUUCACUGUGAUGGAUAAUCUCUCAAGCAAGUUUCAGAGUCUUUGCAAGUUGAAUUUCGUACCACACUGAAAUCACUGGAAACCAAUGGCUGCACGGAAGGCAUCACAAUGCAUUCAAAAACUCAA
This is a messenger RNA of Lampris incognitus (smalleye Pacific opah), 3265 nucleotides long. RefSeq names its product chloride channel, voltage-sensitive 4 (gene clcn4). The transcript has 12 exons. The record is from RefSeq and is a predicted model, not a curated record. Gene Ontology annotation, biological process: chloride transport; transmembrane transport. NCBI's taxonomy places the organism in Eukaryota, Metazoa, Chordata, Actinopteri, Lampriformes, Lampridae. Gene Ontology annotation, cellular component: membrane; synaptic vesicle; Golgi apparatus. Gene Ontology annotation, molecular function: voltage-gated chloride channel activity. The coding region runs from base 1 to 2310 and encodes 769 amino acids.